UUUUACACAUUUAAUUUCAUAUUGUAUUUCAUUCCUCCCUGAAAUCUCAACUUUGCAACUAAAAACAAAAUCUCUAUUCUGUGUUCUACUGCAACUGUUUGUUGAUGUUAUUCAUUAAUUUUGUUUUUCAGAUCUUGCCUCAGUUGCUUUAUUACUUUGGUGUAAAGGAUGAAGAUCAUUCUCUUGACUGGGCAACUAUCGUGGUGUACACAUGUGAAGCCUCUUGUGAAGGAAUUGACUACAGCUGCCUGUAUGGUUUGGAUUGGAUUCCCAAGUGGCUUCAUCUAGCAGGGAACCCAUUCUGCCUCAGAGUUGAGGCAACACACCAAACUUCAAACGGUGGUCAGGCUUUAUUUUCCCAACUAAUACAUUGCUGGUACAGACAGAAUUGUAAAUGCAGUUGUAAUCCUCUGUUGAUUAAAAGAUUAAUAGGUGAUUUUCAUGUCAGUAUGAAUAAAACAGAGCAUUUUCAUGUCAAUGUAAAGUGUCGUGAAUCAUCCUUAACAACUGUUGAAAAUAAACCUGUAUGGCGGACAAAGAAAUAUUCAUAUGGAAUCAUGAGGCAAGAAUGGUUAAAGGAGAUACAGUCUCCAAAUUAAAAGAG
Theobroma umbraticum is the source of this 604-nucleotide messenger RNA. The record is from RefSeq and is a predicted model, not a curated record. Lineage: Eukaryota; Viridiplantae; Streptophyta; Magnoliopsida; Malvales; Malvaceae.